This is a messenger RNA of Drosophila eugracilis, 1048 nucleotides long. RefSeq lists its product as uncharacterized. Gene Ontology annotation, cellular component: cAMP-dependent protein kinase complex. Gene Ontology annotation, molecular function: protein kinase A regulatory subunit binding. NCBI's taxonomy places the organism in Eukaryota, Metazoa, Arthropoda, Insecta, Diptera, Drosophilidae. The transcript has a single exon. The coding region runs from base 83 to 991 and encodes 302 amino acids. The record is from RefSeq and is a predicted model, not a curated record.
GUGCAAAGGAAAUACUUAUAAGAAACAUAUACAAAAUCUGACUAAUAACCGGACUAGAUAAAUUUGUUUGUACUGUUUAAAAAUGGACCUUUUAGCCACCGAUGGCGCCAGCUGCAAUGAUCAAACCACCAGUUCCCAUUACAUAAAGACAUCGAAUCAAAACCUUAUCCCGGGCAUCGGACCAGGAAAUGCGCUGCCUAUAGCCACUAUACCCAGCAUCGCAAGCUUUAUCAAACUAUGCGACAAGCCGGUCUGCGAUGACGCAGACAUACAAUGUAUUGUGGACCUGGUCAAUGGAACAAUCUGUGAAGCACUGGCCAUAAUCAAGUCCGAUCCACGCGGUCUCUUUUGUUACAAGUUCCCAAAAAAGGUGAAAAUGUCCUCCGUCAGUUUGGUCUCUUCGGCAUACACCGACACCAUGGUGGCCAAUGUAGAGUCGGAUACCUCAAUAACUAAUCAUUUUACGGGUAACCUCGGCACUGCGGUGGAUUCCGUGUCCAGUGGCUUGGCGCGCAAGAUCUUGACCAUCGGGGAUUUUGAUUACUCCAAUGCCAUCGCCGACAUAAGAGACUUUGUCAGCCGCUGGGAGCUGUCACCGGACACUAAGUGCGUGGUGAUCAGCAAUCCAAUUCGCCACGAGGUACCUAUUAAGGGAACGAUUCUAUUUGUGGAUGCCCAUUUUUCCAGGCCAACACCCCGGUGUCCAAACCCUUUAGCCGUAGCUAAGGUGCGAUUCAUCAUUACCGUGUCCAAGCUUUUACUGAAACACUAUCCGGUGAUGAUCACCUAUCGUUUUGAGGGCUACAACACGCUCUAUUACGGCUUGGGCGACCGCUGCCUCAACUCAUUCACCUUUCAGCGCUUCUACAUCGAUACAAUCCUCCAUGUCAAGCUAACAUUCUUCGCUGCGAUCUCAGAGUGCCGUCACGGCACCAUCGAAAACCCUAAGCAUAAUAUCAAGACAAAAAAACCGAAAAAGGCGACCAAUUGAUUUACCAUUGUCAUUAUAAAUCCAUUACUUUGUUGUCUUUAAAUUUCCCCCAAAUAU